Benincasa hispida (wax gourd) is the source of this 1137-nucleotide messenger RNA. Its product is annotated as transcription factor MYB60-like. NCBI's taxonomy places the organism in Eukaryota, Viridiplantae, Streptophyta, Magnoliopsida, Cucurbitales, Cucurbitaceae. Gene Ontology annotation, biological process: response to auxin. The record is from RefSeq and is a predicted model, not a curated record.
CUUUUCACAUGUUGAUGGCCGCUCUCUCUCUCUCUGUGUUUCUUUGGAAGAAAGAAAAAGAAAAAACCCUCCAUUAAUAAUUCUUCCAUUGAAGUGAAACAAUAUUUGAAAGAAGAGGAAGAAGAAAAAGAAGAGAGAGAUUGAAGGAGGGGGAUGGGAAGGCCUCCUUGUUGUGAGAAAGUGGGAAUAAAGAAGGGUCCAUGGACUCCUGAAGAAGAUAUCAUUCUUGUCUCUUACAUUCAACAACAUGGCCCUGGCAAUUGGAGGUCUGUUCCUACCAACACAGGAUUGUUGCGAUGCAGCAAAAGUUGUAGGCUUAGAUGGACUAAUUACCUUAGGCCUGGAAUUAAGAGAGGAAAUUUCACUCCUCAUGAGGAAGGAAUGAUUAUUCAUCUUCAAGCUUUAUUGGGUAACAAAUGGGCGGCGAUAGCUUCCUACCUUCCUCAGAGGACGGAUAAUGAUAUAAAGAAUUAUUGGAACACUCAUUUAAAAAAGAAGCUUAAAAAAUUGCACUCCGCCGCUGUGGAACCGCCGGAGCCGGCUGAGUCCGCCACCUGUCGGUUUCAAUCCAAUGAUAAAGUUGCGAUUGCCGAGUCGCCGUCGCUCGCCGGAAACAGAGCCACCACCUACGCUUCAAGCGCCGAGAACAUUUCGCGGCUUCUUCAAGGUUGGAUGAGAUCUUCACCGGAAGAGUCUCGGCGGAAAAUUGGCGGCGAGAAUUCUAUAGCCACCGCCACGCAGCAGCAGCCGAAAGUGGAGCCAGACGGCAGCGAGUUGGUUUCCGGUGAAGAAUUUGAUUCGAUCUUGUCGUUUGAGAAUUUGAAGAGUGUGAAUUCUUGGGGGAAAUCGAGUUCGAGUUAUAAGGAUAAAGAGGAAAAUGUUGGAGAGAAGCAGAGAUCAGAGAACGCCGCCGCCACGGCGGCGAAUGCGACAGCGCCGCCGCUGUCGUUUCUUGAGAAGUGGUUGUUUGAAGAAGGCGCCGCCGGCCAAGUGGAGGAGAUGAUGGAGUUGUCACCGGUGUUCUAGCCAAAAAAAAAAAGAAAGAAAAAAAAAGGAAAAAGGAAAAAAGUUGUAAUUUUUAUUUUUGUUUGUAUGCAGUUGUAAUAAUCCAAAAAAAAAACAAUUAUUUGAGAAGAA